CACAUUUCUCCUCCAUGACAAGUUCUUGAUGUUUGUACAACGACGACGUAGAAUAAACACCAGUGCUUUUCGAGGAGAGAGGAAAUCAGAGAAUGCAUUCGGCAAAUCACUGGGGAGGAUCGUUGGAGAUAAAUGGAGAAGACUCAACAGCAGAAGACGAGAGGAGCAGGCACAUGGAGUGGGAUAGAGGAUCAGUGUCACAUCAAUUCAAUCACUUGGACGAGACACAACAGAGCUGGCUGUUGGGUCCGCCGGAGAGCAAGAAGAACAAGUACGUUGACUUGGGUUGUAUAGUUUGUAGCCGAAAAGCACUGAAAUGGAGCUUAUGGUCUGUCGUGAUUGCGUUUAUGGUGAUCGGACUCCCUACUAUAAUCGCCAAGUCGUUGCCCAAGCAUAAGCACCCCCCUUCGCCUCCUGACAAUUACACUAUGGCUCUCCAUAAGGCACUCCUCUUCUUCAACGCCCAGAAAUCUGGGAGACUGCCCAAGAACAAUGGCAUUUCUUGGAGAGGAAAUUCAGGUUUACAAGAUGGGUCAACUCUGCCGGACGUCAAGGGAGGUCUGGUCGGAGGGUAUUACGACGCUGGGGACAAUACCAAGUUUCAUUUCCCCAUGUCGUUUGCCAUGACGAUGCUGAGCUGGAGUCUGAUUGAAUACGAGCAUAAAUAUCGAGCCAUUGGAGAAUAUGAUCAUGUCCGAGACCUCAUCAGAUGGGGCACUGAUUACUUGCUCUUAAACUUCAACUCCACUGCCACCAAAAUUAAUCAAAUUCAUUGCCAGGUUGGUGGAUCACUAAAUGGUUCCAAGACACCAGAUGAUCUCUACUGUUGGAUGAGACCAGAAGACAUGGACUAUCCCCGGCCCGUGCAAACUUGCACUUCAGGGCCCGACCUCAGUGGCGAAAUGGCGGCCGCAUUGGCUGCAGCCUCCAUAGUUUUCCGAGACAACGCCACCUACUCCACCAAGCUCGUCAAGGGUGCUGCAACAGUCUUCGCAUUUGCUCGUGACUUUGGGAAACGAACUACAUACAGUGGAGGGAACCCUUAUAUCGAGCCCUACUAUAAUUCCACCGGAUACUUCGACGAGUACAUGUGGGGCUCCGCGUGGUUGUACUACGCCACCGGGAACAAGAGCUACAUUUCCCUGGCGACGAACCCGGGCUUGUCCAAGAACUCUAAGGCCUUUUAUAUGAUGCCCGAUUUGAGUGUGCUGAGUUGGGAUAAUAAGUUGCCAGCGGCAAUGUUACUGUUGACUAGGCUGAGAAUAUUUUUGAACCCGGGCUACCCUUAUGAGGACAUGCUGAAGAGCUACCAAAAUGUCACUGGCCUUACUAUGUGUUCUUAUCUUCAACAAUUCCAUGUCUUCAACUGGACUAAAGGUGGACUGAUCCAACUGAACCAUGGGCGUGGACAACCUCUACAAUAUGUGGCCAACGCUGCGUUCUUGGCAUCUCUCUUUGCUGAUUAUUUGAAUGCCACUGAUGUUCCAGGUUGGUACUGCGGGUCCACAUUUUUUUCAACAGAUGUCCUACGCAGUUUUGCCACUUCACAGAUCAAUUACAUUCUUGGUGCGAACCCAUUGAACAUGAGCUACGUGGUGGGCUAUGGCACCAAAUUUCCUAGACAUGUGCAUCACCGUGGGGCAUCAAUACCUCACGACGGCAACAAGUACUCCUGCACCGGCGGGUGGAAGUGGCUUAACAGCCGAAACCCGAAUCCUAACACCAUUACAGGAGCCAUGGUUGGAGGGCCUGAUAAAUUUGACAGAUUCCAAGAUCUCCGAACGAAUUUUAGCUAUACCGAGCCCACGAUGGCCGGAAAUGCCGGUUUGGUGGCUGCACUAGUGUCUCUGACAAGCAGUGGGGGUUAUGGCAUUGAUAAGAAUAUUAUAUUUUCAGCAGUUCCGCCGAUGUAUCCAAUGAGUCCACCACCUCCACCACCAUGGAAACCCUGAAUAACAGAUUCAAUAAAGUCCCCAUGGCUUGAGCUGCUUUAGAUCUCCAUACUUCAAAUUUUGACUCUCAGCUUCGUGUUUGUACAAAAGACAUCUGAUAUGUUUUUUGUUUUCUGAACUGAGAUAUCUGAUAUGUUCGGCUACUCAUUUUUCUUACUGUUAAUUAUACAAGGGCAUGCUCAAGUCAACAAUCUUGUAAUAUUUUCAAUUUUGCUACAUUUCAG
Ilex paraguariensis (yerba mate) is the source of this 2176-nucleotide messenger RNA. The record is from the annotation of a GenBank genome assembly. Lineage: Eukaryota; Viridiplantae; Streptophyta; Magnoliopsida; Aquifoliales; Aquifoliaceae.